AUGAAUUUUGACAGUCCAAAGCACAUGUCAAUUACACGCAGCGAAAAAAUGUCAAACAUAUUAAAAGAGACCGUAAACUGCGCCGAAAUAAGGAAGCUGGAAAAAAUCUACUUCGAAAAACUGUACAAGAACACUCUGAAACCGAAGGACCAACUCGACUACGGCUGGGCCCUGAUGCGAAGCAAAUUCAUCAACGACAUACAAAAAGGCAUCAUCCUAAUCGAAGAACUGUACAAAACCGACAACGAGAACAAACGUGAGUACUUGUAUUACAUGGCCGUGGGCAAUGCGAAGCUGAAGAACUACUGCACCGCCGUCACCUACUUGAACACCUACUUGGCCAUGAAGCCGGAAUGUGCGAAGGUACAGAAGUUGAUGGAGGCCAUCAAGAGGGAGGUCAAAUUGGAUGAGCUGAAGAGCUGGUUUAUGGCUGUGGGUGUUGCCAUAACCGUAACCGCUCUUGUGGGCCUCGGAAUGAACCUAGCCAGCAGAAUUAGAUUUUAA
This is a messenger RNA of Aethina tumida (small hive beetle), 504 nucleotides long. RefSeq names its product mitochondrial fission 1 protein-like. Bases 1 to 504 code for a protein of 167 amino acids. Gene Ontology annotation, cellular component: peroxisomal membrane; mitochondrial outer membrane. Gene Ontology annotation, molecular function: protein binding. Gene Ontology annotation, biological process: peroxisome fission; autophagy of mitochondrion; mitochondrial fragmentation involved in apoptotic process. Lineage: Eukaryota; Metazoa; Arthropoda; Insecta; Coleoptera; Nitidulidae. The record is from RefSeq and is a predicted model, not a curated record. The transcript has a single exon.